Messenger RNA from Fusarium oxysporum Fo47, 1253 nucleotides. RefSeq lists its product as uncharacterized. Bases 41 to 1039 code for a protein of 332 amino acids. NCBI's taxonomy places the organism in Eukaryota, Fungi, Ascomycota, Sordariomycetes, Hypocreales, Nectriaceae. The record is from RefSeq and is a predicted model, not a curated record. The transcript is spliced from 2 exons.
UUUUAGUAAAGCAUGAACUCAAUCAACAGAUUCAACCAAGAUGGGAUGGGCUCAUAGCCUCCUAAGCUUUGCUCGGGAUGAGAGGGUUGUUCUUGUCACCUUAGGCUUCGCCACUUUUGGUGUAGUGAGUACUGUCUUCACUGCCCUCACCAUCAUAAGAGACGACAACGAAAUCCUGCCACCACAGCCAAAGACACAAUACAUCACUCAAGAUACGGAAGACUCGCUGGAACUCGAAACGCUUGAGAAGCUAUUAGAUCACCCGAAUUAUUCUAUACGAGAAGUCGCGAUCAAGAUUCUUUGCGAUCGGGCCGUGAACGAUUCCGAGACAACUCACAUAUUGCUAUUCGGCAUCACUCGACCAGAUUAUGAUGAGAGGAUGCGGUGUCUUCGGGCUUUGGCCCUGCUUACCGGACAGACUAUCGGGCUGGAUGGACUUUCAAAGUUGAACAAUCCCAGAGCCUACUCGGCUCUUGUCCGUUCUCUGGAGCUGAGCCUGGAUGAUACCGAGCGACCGAGUCUCACUGAUAGCCAUUGGGAUGAGUAUUACCUUCGCGACAUGGCCGAGAGGUUCUGCUUAAUGUUCAUCCUGGAGCUCGCCAAUAAGUAUGGUGCCAGUAUGCUAGUUAAGGCACGCUUUGUCGAAAAGUGGUUAGCAAAGCAAGAAUGGGGCGAUACCCCGGAAGAAAGACGCCAAAGCUUCAGGGAUUACAUGGCACUCAAGGCAAAUAGGAUCGUCGAGAUUGUCGAUCGAAUCAAGGAAUCAAGACGAGGCCUCAGGGCUCUGGAAAGGGCAGGGCUCAUGGACAAAGAGAAUUCCAGAAGGAGAAUUCGUGAACUCCCAGACCUGAUUAUGGAGAUCGAGGAGGAGGCGGGAAACUUACCACUUGUCGAACAGCAAGUGACGCGAACCAGAGAACAUUCAGCCGAAGAGCAAAGGCUACGACGGCAACAUCGAGAAGCGAUGGUUCUUAACGAUGGAACUCGGCCACUAGCGCGCGAGGAUAUUAUCGAGAGAGAACAUACAUCUCCUGCAUAGGUUUAGUGAGGAAAUGAUACCCAGUAUUAAUACUACUACAAGACGUUUGAGCAAAGCAUCUAUGUCAUUGAGUAACUAAUGAGCCACGCUACGGCUAUCGACUACACAUCUACAUCUUUCUUCAAGCGAGUUAGGGUUUUUGCCUUUCUACUACCUAACAGGUACUCUGCCUGUCUUAAAACGACAAGAUGUUGCCUCACGUCACAUAAAUCGC